Heterobilharzia americana is the source of this 204-nucleotide messenger RNA. The record is from the annotation of a GenBank genome assembly. Lineage: Eukaryota; Metazoa; Platyhelminthes; Trematoda; Strigeidida; Schistosomatidae.
AUGAUUCCGUGCAUAAUCACAUGUCUCCAUAAAGUAAUAAGUAGUUUCAAUCGAACUAUCUAUAUCAACCCAAACUAUAGAAAUUUCUUUCCAGUUUAUUGUAGAAAAGAAUUUAUUUUUAUUCAAGAGUUUGAUAUUGUUUUUCUGAGUUUUACUAUUCAACAGUCGAGAUUGAAUGCUUUGCUUUUCUGCUUGAAUUAUUGA